Hevea brasiliensis (rubber tree) is the source of this 1730-nucleotide messenger RNA. RefSeq lists its product as uncharacterized. The record is from RefSeq and is a predicted model, not a curated record. Gene Ontology annotation, molecular function: protein binding. NCBI's taxonomy places the organism in Eukaryota, Viridiplantae, Streptophyta, Magnoliopsida, Malpighiales, Euphorbiaceae. The coding region runs from base 350 to 1372 and encodes 340 amino acids. The transcript has 7 exons.
UGAUUAACGUCUAGCUAAAGAUCACCGCUAAAAAAUUUCCAUUGUUCACUCAUCACUCGUGCAUUUCCUUUUUCUUCUCUUUUCGUUUCCUUUCCUUCUCAUUUUCUAUUGGAAGUACAGAACAUCGACACACGCUCUCUCUCUCUUCCAAGCCUAUCUCAUGCCAAUCCCUUCUCUCUCUCUCUAUCUUCCAUCCUUUCUCUGCACUUGUUAUAGUUGAGUUUAUAUUGGUAAUCAGUAAUGAGGUUAGGGUUCUGAUUCUUGGGUUAAAGUUCGAUUAUGCAUGGGGUACCCCUUCAUUAUAUAGAACCGAUUCGUGAGUUGAUUAUCUAGGGUUUUGGGUCUUGAAAUGGCCGAAGCUUCGAAAGGUCGCGUCACUAUUACUCUUGGGCGUACUGGUCAGGUGGUAAAGAGAGCUGCAGCUGUAUCGGAGGUUGACUAUGAUGAUCCUCUGCGAGGUGCUGGAAAUAAGCGGUCUGUUAGAGAUAGGUUAGGAAGUAGUUUCGAAAGUUUCCCAUCAUAUGGAAGUCUAGCUAACAACAAAAGACAAAGAGGAGACAGUUAUUUGACAAGUUUGAGUGCUAAUGGUGUGGAAGAUGUUCGCAUUGGUAAGGAUGACCUUCGAUUCAAACUCAUGCAAAAAAAUGUCUCUAGAAGACCCCAGAGUGAUUAUUACGGAAAAACCAUGGACCUCCGUGAAAAGCUGUCUAGGACAGUGCAGCCUUCAGGUCCCCCCCUUAAUACUGUUGAUGCAAUGCAGCGCAUGCCUGAUCCAAAGAACACUAGUAUCUUAGGUCGAAUUCCUCCUGCAAGAAGUGCAGAUAAUUUGCCACAGAUUGAUUCAUCAAGGAAUUCUUGUUCUCCUUGGACCUUGGAUCAUAUAAGAAGGAGAUCACCAGAUAGAAUUAUAGGUAGUUCUAGGGGUUUAUCCCCACCCAGAAAUGUGGAAGAAUUACAAAGAAGACCAUUAAGCAGGACAUUUGAUGAUGGAAGAACAGUUUCAUACAUGAACAAGGAUGUUCUUGAUGCUUCAAGGCCUGUGAGUAGUUCCACACCUUUCAUGACUAAAUCUGUGUUGCCUGCAGUAUCUACAAAGCCUGCAGCACCUCUUCUGGGCCAACUUCCUCCACCAACUGCAAGUGGGAUCUUACAGAAGAGCUCAUAUGUGGGUGAAGAACAGCAGACUGUUGAAGGCUUGUUACAUUCACUGGGAUUGGGAAAAUAUGCCAUUCUUUUUAAGGCUGAGGAAGUGGAUAUGACGGCAUUGAAGCAGAUGGGGGAAAGUGACCUUAAAGAGCUGGGAAUACCCAUGGGACCAAGAAAAAAGAUUCUUCUUGCUCUCCUGCCUCUUUCCAAGAGACAACCUCGAUGAUUGUAUUUUCAAAGCCAAGCUGUGCUGGGGAAUUAGGUCAAAUGCUGUGAUGGUUGGCUUAUAUAUAUCUUUUUCCCAUGAAGUUCCACCUGCAUCUCCUCAGAAUCAAUUGAAGUACUUCAUGAAUCAAUCAAUAGUCAAAUUUUUGAAUCCAACAAGUGCUCAAUUGGUUAACAUUUUGAUAGAUCGCGGCAAAAAAAUUUUGAGAUGUAUAAUAUUGGCUAAUAUUGUUGCAUUGCUUUUCAUGUUUUUUUUUUAUUUUGACAUGCUGUGUAUUCAAACUAUUAUCCAUAUAAUUUGCUCAUGGAGGCAUGAUGCUAAUGCAAAGAAUUAACUUGGGUAUGGAUGUUAUAUAAAU